Molecule: messenger RNA, 675 nt
Organism: Clonostachys solani
Lineage: Eukaryota; Fungi; Ascomycota; Sordariomycetes; Hypocreales; Bionectriaceae
Source: the annotation of a GenBank genome assembly
AUGUCAGAAGAGCCCGAACCCUUGAAGCCGCUGAGGGCACCAUUUCCUGGGAAUGGCGGAGGCUAUGGGUGGGAUGACCGAUAUGAGGAGAUUGUUAAGAUCUUUCCACAUGAGCCGCUCGAGGAGUAUCUCAGAAACGGUUACCACCCUGUGGCUCUCGGUGACAUAUUCAAUGACGGAAGAUAUGCCGUCAGGCAUAAACUGGGGUUUGGUGGCAAUGCAACUGUCUGGUUGGCAAGGGAUGGUCGCGAAAAUCAAUGGGUUGCUUUAAAGAUUAAGCAAGCCAAAGCAUCUACGGACGAUAUUGAACAGGAUCCGGAGGUUAAAGCCAUGAACUUACUCGAGCACAAAUACACCAUCCAUGGCUCUACUAAGCCAAGAUGUUUUAGUCGCCUGUUAGACUACUUCCAACACCUUGGUCCAAAUGGAACUCAUACAUGUCUCGUGACUGAGCUUCUUGGGCCAUCUAUAGCACAGAUUAAGCGAGUUUUCGACAUGAUGAUCCCUUGGGAUGACCCUGACUACCAAGAGGUCGAAACCUUCCGACCAGAUACCAUACUCAGAUCCUCGCGUCAGCUCCUAGAAGCUGUUGAAAUCCUAAGCGCCUGGGAGAUCGUUCACGGAGGUAUGGAACCGCAUGCAUCUUUCUCUUUUUGUUCUAAGCCGUCGUACUAA